AUGUUCAAGCUUCCAUUCUUCGUAUUCGCCCUGGGGACUGUACUCUACGUGGUAAGAUACAACAACCGACUUGGAAGUUUGCGCUACCGAAGAGUAACACGAUCUAUUAAGAGUUCCAUUUCAGCGGACCCCAUAAUUGAUCAGCAAAUGAUAGCCGAGGGCAUGAAGAAGAUUCAACUUGGCGUCCCAAAACUAAUGGAGAGGUUGGGCGGCAGUGGCGGUGGAAUGGAAGGAGCGUUGGCAAAAGUGACUGAGAUCGCCAGCAAAUUUAUUGGUAAAGGCAGAAAUCGAGGUCAGCAGGAGCGAGCGAAGCGCUCGAUCGAAACUAGCUACGCCGAGACCAGUAUGAACAAAACGGACUACCGGAAGGUUGAGAUGAAGAACAAACGGGACAACGAUCCGGCCAAUCAGCAGGUAACCGAGGUAACCUGUUUGGUUAAGGACAACGAAAUCUACUGGCUGGAGCUGGUGACCUCGGCGUUGAUUCACAUUACACAGGAAAUGAAGAAAGUGCUCCAUGGGAAAGCCAUUUCGAUCAAGAUGUCCAGGAAUGCGUAAAACCGAGCCAAGGCGAUGAAU
Molecule: messenger RNA, 579 nt
Organism: Ochlerotatus camptorhynchus
Lineage: Eukaryota; Metazoa; Arthropoda; Insecta; Diptera; Culicidae
Exons: 2
Coding region: 1-558 (185 amino acids)
Source: RefSeq, a predicted model, not a curated record